Molecule: messenger RNA, 522 nt
Organism: Aspergillus japonicus CBS 114.51
Lineage: Eukaryota; Fungi; Ascomycota; Eurotiomycetes; Eurotiales; Aspergillaceae
Product: beta-ketoacyl [acyl carrier protein] synthase domain-containing protein
Exons: 1
Biological process (GO): secondary metabolite biosynthetic process; fatty acid biosynthetic process
Molecular function (GO): fatty acid synthase activity
Source: RefSeq, a predicted model, not a curated record
GUCCCUGUCGCAAUCGUAGGGAUGGCGAUGAGGCUACCGGGAGGAGUGACCAACGCAAGUGACUUCUGGGAACUGCUGAUAAACAAAAGAGAUGGCCUUUGCCGGGUACCCGGGAAUCGGUACAAUAUCGACGCCUUUUACCAUUGUGACGGGGUUCCCGGGACUAUUCGAACCGAACACGGGUACUUCUUACAACAAGAUAUCGCUCAGAUGGACACCGGUUUCUUCAGCAUGUCCAAGGUAGAGGCCUCUAAAUUGGAUCCCCAGCAGAGAUUGCUACUGGAGGUGGUGUGGGAGUGUAUGGAGAACGCGGGUCAGACCCAUUGGCAAGGAACCAACAUGGGCUGCUAUGUGGGCAAUUUUGGUGAAGACUGGCUAGACCUAGCCAGCAAAGACACUCUGGCCAUUGACCGUUACCGCGUGAUGGGAACGGGGGACUUCGCCCUUACCAACAAUGUCUCCUACCAAUAUGACCUGAGGGGUCCCAGCGUUGUCUUUCGGACGGGCUAUUUAUCUUCCAUA